This is a messenger RNA of Patiria miniata (bat star), 2405 nucleotides long. It is a transcript of the gene mvd, whose product is annotated as diphosphomevalonate decarboxylase-like. The transcript has 9 exons. Gene Ontology annotation, biological process: isoprenoid biosynthetic process; isopentenyl diphosphate biosynthetic process, mevalonate pathway. The record is from RefSeq and is a predicted model, not a curated record. Bases 52 to 1275 code for a protein of 407 amino acids. Gene Ontology annotation, cellular component: cytosol. Gene Ontology annotation, molecular function: diphosphomevalonate decarboxylase activity; ATP binding. NCBI's taxonomy places the organism in Eukaryota, Metazoa, Echinodermata, Asteroidea, Valvatida, Asterinidae.
UUGUGGGACGUGCCGUUCGAUCGUCUGCUCGCCGCCGGUCUUGAAAUAAUCAUGAAAAUCGUCACUUGCAGAGCUCCUGUGAAUAUAGCAGUCAUCAAAUAUUGGGGAAAGAGAAAUGAAAAGCUGAUUCUUCCCGUCAACUCUUCUCUGAGUGCAACGCUUCAUCUUGACCAGCUCUGCACCAAGACCACUGUGGCUGCAAGCAGUGCAUUCCAGGCUGAUAGGAUAUGGCUCAACGGAAAGGAGCAGUCAUUAGACAAUCCACGCUUGCAGAAAUGCCUUCGAGAAAUUCGUCAAAGAGCGCGUAAGCGGAAGAGUUCCCCAUCCAAGGAUGCCGGUUUGCCAGUUGGGGGCGGAGGCUCCGCCCCCGAGGAGAUGCUCGAUUGGCACGUGCACAUCUGCUCUGAGAAUAACUUCCCAACGGCAGCCGGACUUGCCUCAUCUGCUGCUGGCUAUGCUUGUCUGGUUGCAUCUCUUGCAAAAGUCUACGGUGUAGAAGGCAAUAUCUCAGACAUAGCCAGGCAGGGCUCGGGCAGCGCGUGUCGCAGCAUGUACGGCGGCUUUGUGCAGUGGCUGAUGGGAAGGAAGAAAGAUGGAGAGGACAGCAUCGCAAAGCAAGUUGUUUCAGAAGACUACUGGCCCAAGAUCCGCAUACUCAUAUUGGUGGUGAGCGACCAGAAGAAAGCUACCAGCAGCACCACGGGCAUGCAGGCCACUGUUCAGACGAGCCCGCUACUCAAGUAUCGAGCCGACGUCAUCGUACCGGAGAGAAUGGUCGCUAUGGCAACUGCAAUCAAGGAGAGGAAUUUUGAAACAUUUGCAGAAUUGACAAUGAAGGACAGCAACCAGUUUCACGCAGUGUGUCUGGACACCCAUCCACCCAUCUCCUACAUGAACGAUACCUCCAGAACCAUCGUCAGGCUGGUGCAUGCCUACAACGCAUUCUACAAUCAAACCAAAGCAGCGUACACCUUUGAUGCUGGCCCCAAUGCCGUUCUCUUCACCUUAGAGGAUGAUGUUGAAGAGCUUCUGUCUCUCAUCACUCACUUCUUUCCUCAAGGAGAGGAGACCAACGGAGCAUCAUUCAUCCGAGGACUGCCAGUAGAUAUCAAGACACCAAGCCAGGAGCUGAAGGCCGCGGUGACCUUUGACCCCUUGCCCAACAGCCUACGGUAUAUCAUCCACACCCAGGUUGGGCCGGGACCGGAGACCGUGGAGGACCAAUCCCAACACUUGUUGGACCAGGACGGACAGCCAAAGAAUUUGCCAAAGUGAAAUGCUUCCUCUAAGUUUCCUGAAAUAGAUUGAAAUACUCAGGUGUAGAUGAACGGAUCUUACGAAGUUAGUUAGUCUGUCAGUUGGUUAUCCGGUUCGUUAGUGUGACGUCAGUUCAUUUUAAACCACGCCCACUGGCCAUUAGGUAGCAUUGGAACCAUUGGAACCAGAAGCUAUCGCAACUUGAGAGCUUAUCCAAUGGGCGCUAGUAAUCAGUGGUGCGCGCGCAUGUAUGACGUUUUUACUAACGAACCGGAUGGAUCACAAAAGUGUUUUGAAAUGUAAACAUGAAAUUUUACUAUGCAAAUGUAUUUACUUGAAUAUACCCCCUUGCAGAUAAGAUGUCAAUGUAAGGGGUCUAUUCCAAAUUUCAAUCAUGCAACAGAAAGGUUUAUUUCUAUUUAAAUGUGGGGUAUUUUCUAGACUUUUCUGAAUUUAAUGCACGAACUUAUGCUGGUAUGCAUAACAGCGGUUCUGGAAAUGUGUAACAGUCAAAGGGAAGCAAGUGAUAAAAACAUGCUGGUAUUUCAUGGGAAUAUAUACUGGUACAAUAAAAAGAUGAAUGAGAAUAGUUUAUAAAAUUUUUUGCAUGUAGUUUGGGGAAUGGCUGAAAGUUCCUUUUAUUUUUUAUCCUAAAGGAUGUUCAAAAACAAUAUGCAACUUAAAAGAAUUAACAAACUCGAAAAACAAAAUACAACAUAAUAUUUGUUAGUAUAAUGUGCUGGCAUUAUUGAUCAUGCAACAAAAAAAUGUAAAAAAAAAAACUACAAUUUUAUUUAUAAUUCAAGCCACUAUCAUGAUUCAUCAUUGUAACAGUUUACAAAUCAAAAUGAUAGAUAAAAAUGCUCUAAUUUAUGCUUUCCUUUAAUCUCAGUGUCGAUAAAAUAUUUUAAUUUAAGUAUGGAAAUACAGUAUUUCUUGUCAUUGUUAAUGUCAAAAUUGUUUUGGAGAAUGCAUGUUAAAAGAAAUUGAAUGGUUUUCAAUUUUCUUUUUCAGUUCAUUAAUAAAAUGAAGUCUUUCAGAGUCAAUAAAAGUGCCUCUUUGUAGAACCAAAUAAACAAUUAUGGUAUGUCUCACAAACUGACAAUAUUCAAAGUUGCUUUAAUAUACUAGUGCUUUCAUUGUAAAAG